CCUGGCUUGCCUCUCACUCGCCAUACACGCCUCUCGAUCCACCUAGAGCGACCAUGCAGUUCGACACGUACGCCGCAUCGCCCGCCCUUCCGCGCCAGUCGGGCUUCCUGCGCUCGAUCAAGGACGCCCCUCGCCCUCCGACGCCGACGGGCAUGCCGACCGCGUUCGAGUCGUCGUACGACCUGUUCCUCAACCCGGUCGUCCCCAUCGCGUUCGGCAUCGUCUACUUUGCCGUCGCCAAGACGCUGUCGCACCUCCAGAACGGCAAGAACCGCAUCCCGGGCAAGCGCUGGCAGGCGUUCGUCUUCUCGCACAACGUCUUCCUCGCCAUCUACUCGGGCUGGACCUUCCUCGGCACGGCGCCCCAGGUGUUUGGCGCCUUCUGGCGCGGGUUCGCCGAGCACGGUGUCGCCGGCCUCACCCACGCCUUCUGCGACUCGAGCUUCGCCAUCUGGUCGAGCGAGUCGUUCUCCAAGUUUGCCUACCUCUUCUACCUCUCCAAGUUCUACGAGAUUGUCGACACGGCCAUCCUCCUCCUCAAGGGCAAGAAGGUCGGCAUGCUCCAGUCGUACCACCACACGGGCGCCAUCUGGACCAUGUACUCGGCCUACGUCACCCAGGCCAUGCCCAUCUGGCUCUUUGUCGUGUUCAACUCGUUCAUCCACUCGAUCAUGUACACGUACUACGCCUUCUCGACCGUGUCGCUCCCGUUCCCGCGGUUCCUCAAGAAGAGCUUGACGCGCCUCCAGAUCACCCAGUUCCUCGUCGGCGGUUCGCUCGCGGCGUCGUACCUGUUCAUCAAGCUCCCCGAGCUGCCCUCGUGGCCUACGUCGACCGACGCCGCACGUGCCCAGCUCACGCAGGCGGCGAGCUCGUUCGAGGCCGGCGUCAACGCGCUCCGCACCGAGGGCGCGAGGUGCCUCCCCAACCAGGGCCAGCGUGCUGCGACGAUCAUCAACUGCAUCUACCUCGUCCCCCUCACCUAUCUCUUUGCCGCCUUCUUCGUCAAGACGUACAAGAAGUCGCAGCAGGCGGCCAAGGCCAACGCGGCCAAGAAGAAUGCCUAG
Rhodotorula graminis WP1 is the source of this 1067-nucleotide messenger RNA. RefSeq lists its product as uncharacterized. Gene Ontology annotation, biological process: sphingolipid biosynthetic process; fatty acid elongation, monounsaturated fatty acid; very long-chain fatty acid biosynthetic process. Bases 54 to 1067 code for a protein of 337 amino acids. Gene Ontology annotation, cellular component: endoplasmic reticulum membrane. NCBI's taxonomy places the organism in Eukaryota, Fungi, Basidiomycota, Microbotryomycetes, Sporidiobolales, Sporidiobolaceae. The record is from RefSeq and is a predicted model, not a curated record. Gene Ontology annotation, molecular function: fatty acid elongase activity. The transcript is spliced from 5 exons.